CCCCUCCACAUAGAUGGCGCAGUUAUCUCCCGUGACGUCAUAACCUCCUCUGACCUUGAAGGACGUCUAUAUAUAAAGGUAAUCUGCCCUCUCCUCCCAGUGCCGGAACUGUCUUCCUCUGCUGAGAACGUCAACUCCUACAAAUUCUCAUCACGAUGCUGAGGGUGAUAUUGCUGUGCCUGGCGGUGGGGUCGACCCUUGCCCAGAAUACCAACAGUACCAACCAAGGAAACACUCGCAUCUUCGGUCUGGGUAACCUCCUCUCGGGCUUGACUGGGAACAGACCCAACAGACCCAACAGACCCUUCAACCAAGGAGGCUUCAACCAGGGAGGCUUCAAUCAAGGCUUCAACCCAGGGUUCAACCAGGGAGGCUUCAACCAGGGAGGCUUCAACCAGGGUGGCUUCAACCAAGGUUUCAACCCAGGAUUCAACCAGGGCGGUUUCAACCAAGGAGGUUUCAAUCAGCUUGGCAACUUGGUCGGCGGAAUCGCUGCGGGCAUCCUCGGCCAGUCCACCGGCUUCCGACCUCCCUUCAACGGAGGUUUCAACCAAUUCAAGCCAGGUCGUUGCCCCGCGGUGCGACCCCAGUGUCCGAACACAAGGUUUGGCGGGCCUCAGGUUUGCUUCAAUGACUUCGCUUGCACGGGUUCGGACAAGUGCUGCUUCGACACCUGUCUCAGGGAGCGUGUGUGCAAACCCAUCGUCUCUUUUGGGUAGUGAUUUUCUCUCCUCAUCGUGAUUACUUUGUGCGUGGGUGUGUUCGUAAAUACAGUUUUAUGUAUUUAAAAAAUAUAUAUAUGUAUGAAUAUGUU
Penaeus monodon (black tiger shrimp) is the source of this 814-nucleotide messenger RNA. Its product is annotated as epsin-like. The record is from RefSeq and is a predicted model, not a curated record. Gene Ontology annotation, molecular function: peptidase inhibitor activity. Gene Ontology annotation, cellular component: extracellular region. The transcript has 2 exons. The coding region runs from base 156 to 719 and encodes 187 amino acids. Lineage: Eukaryota; Metazoa; Arthropoda; Malacostraca; Decapoda; Penaeidae.